Messenger RNA from Abrus precatorius (Indian licorice), 652 nucleotides. RefSeq lists its product as uncharacterized. The record is from RefSeq and is a predicted model, not a curated record. Bases 33 to 602 code for a protein of 189 amino acids. The transcript has 4 exons. NCBI's taxonomy places the organism in Eukaryota, Viridiplantae, Streptophyta, Magnoliopsida, Fabales, Fabaceae.
UGCAAAAUAGGAAACUUUGCAUAAAAUCAUCAAUGUUGUCUCAAAUGCAUUUGCACUCUCCGCGCCCUUUCAGCCUCAACAAAUUCCCAAUAGCCGCCACUACUCGUUCUCCGUUCUUCUUUCGAGUCAGAAGCUCAACUACAUCACCGCCGGUCGGAGAUUCGAUCCCGGCGCCGGUAAUCUCAGAACAGCAGACACUCAAUUCGUCGCCACCUACGCAAUCGAUAGUUACGGCAGCAUCACCAUCACCCAUUGCGGUGUCCAGAAAUCUAGGGUUUCGACCCACCCCUGAAUUGGGCCUUCUCUCUCACUUGUUCGUUCUCUCCAUGGCUUUUGGUGCAUUUUUCUCAGUGGUCGUGGUUUCCAUUCCAACCUUAGUUGCUUUUGGAAGAUUAGGAGCUUCGGUGAAGAAAUUGUCUAAGGUUGUUUCAGAAGAGGUACCUGGAACUUUAUCUUCUCUCAAACUUUCUAGUAUGGAGCUGAACGAAUUAACUCAACAACUUAGCAGUCUCAGGCAUAAAAUUGGGGGUGUUCGCAUAGGGAAGAAGGAUGAAAGCACUGCCAGAUCGAGGUCCUUUCGUAAGAAGAACCCAGGAUCCUGACAUUUCCAACAUUGCUUAAAUGUGUAAAAGAUUUUGUUGUUUCUGGAAUU